CUGGAUAGCAUGUUUCUAGGUUAUAGGAACUUGUAAUUACAUUAACGCGUACUUUACCGAUUUAAAAAUGGCAGAAGUUGGUUAACCGGAAAAAUGUCUGUUUUAGAAAAGCAAAAGAAAAGCAAAAAGUCUCUUGGAGACAUCCAGAUGGGAAUGAAAUGUCUCGUAGAACCAUCGUCUGGAGAUGUCAAAUUGGACUGCAAAGAUUGGCCCUUACUCUUCAAGAAUUUUGAUAAAAUGUUAACACGCACCAAACAUUUCACCCCUUUGACCAGUGGUUCUACACCGUUGCAUCGUAGUUUGUCGGAAUAUGUAAAAUCAGGGUGCAUUAAUCUUGACAAGCCUUCGAAUCCUUCCUCGCACGAAGUCGUAGCAUGGAUAAAAAAGAUAUUAAAAGUGGAAAAAACUGGUCACUCAGGCACGUUAGAUCCAAAAGUAUCAGGGUGUUUAAUCGUUUGUAUUGAUAGAGCAACGCGAUUAGCCAAAUCACAGCAGUCUGCAGGGAAGGAAUAUAUUGCAGUAUUUAAACUUCACUCAGCAGUUGAAAACGUUCAAAAAGUGGGCCAAGCUUUGGAAAGGUUACGUGGUGCUUUAUUUCAACGGCCUCCAUUAAUAUCAGCAGUCAAACGCCAACUCCGAGUGAGAACUGUAUAUGAUAGUUGGCUUUUAGAUUAUGAUGAAGAACGCAAUAUGGGAGUCUUUAGAGUAAGCUGCGAGGCAGGCUCUUAUGUUAGAACGAUUUGCGUCCACCUUGGAUUAUUUUUGGGUACUGGAUGCCAAAUGCAGGAGUUGCGUCGAAAUCGUUCUGGUAUACAAUCUGAAAAAGAUGGUAUGGUAACUAUGCAUGAUAUAUUAGAUGCCCAAUGGCUGUAUGAGAAUCAUGGGGACGACUCCUAUUUGCGAAGAGUUAUUAAGCCUUUAGAAGCCCUCCUGGUUAACCAUAAAAGAAUUAUUGUCAAGGAUAGCGCUGUGAAUGCGAUAUGUUAUGGUGCCAAAAUAAUGUUACCAGGCGUACUUCUUUACGAUGAUGGAAUUGAAUUGAAUCAAGAAAUUGUUAUUGUGACUACAAAAGGAGAAGCAAUUGCUUUAGCUAUUGCUCUGAUGACAUCCCCGACGAUGACAGCUUGUGAUCACGGUGUAGUAGCUAAGAUUAAGCGAGUAAUCAUGGAGAGAGAUGCAUAUCCAAGAAAAUGGGGUUUAGGGCCUAAAGCUUCUCAGAAGAAGCGCUUAAUAGUUGAAGGAAAAUUGGAUAAGCAUGGUAAACCAAAUGAGAAUACUCCAUCCACUUGGCUCUCAUCUUAUGUUGAUUAUUCAGAGUCUAAGACGGAGGAAAAUGGAGUGCAAGAAACUCCUGCUAAAAAAAGGAAGCGAGAUGAAAUAUCAACUGAAAGUCCUGAUAAGUCUACUACAACCCCAUCUAAACCUGUGGACAUAUCUACACCUAUGGACACGACAGGGCCAGAGCAAAUUAAAGUCGAAGCUAGUCAAGAAACUGAGAUACAGAAAGAAAAGAAGAAGGAGAAAAAGGAGAAAAAGAAGAAGAAGAAGAAGGAGAAGAAGGAAGCUGAAGAGUGUGAGCCUUCCGAGGUUAAAACUGAAACUGAGGAAUCACCAGUGAAGGAGCAAAAGAAAAAGAAGAAGAAAAAGAAUAAAGACGAAGAAGCUCCAACGAUAACCGAAGAGACUUCUUAAUUAUUCUGAACUGAGUUGUAAUGAUACAAUUGUAAUUAUGGGUAUUAUAUCCCAGAAGGGUGGCGCUUCUGAAAAAUGUAAACACAGUCAGUGAUUCACAAUAAGGUGUACUGCACAGCCAGACCUUAAAAAAAAAACGAACAUUAUCGAAGUGCGUUCCAGCAGAAUGAAAAAGUACUAUCACCGAUGUUACUACAUAUGAAACUAGUUGUAUACAAUGCGCAUAUAAUAUCGUAGUUUAAUUUUUUAAUUACAUUUUAUAAUAUAACUGGUAUUCAGUGGUCAUUGAAAGUGUACAAAAAUUAUGCAUACAGGACAAGUACGGCGCAAAAAAUAUUCAUUGUUUCAAUAUCCUUCUCAUUUUUGCGAGGAGGAAGUAUUGAGAUACAUGGCUUAAUAGAAUAAUGCGUUGUCACAAAUUUCUAUACAUGAGUUGAAAUUGGUUCAGACUUCAUUUAUUUUUGUUACUAAUCAUUCCCAUAGAUUAUCACAAGAUGUAUGCAAGAAAUUCAGUUACUACAUAUAACGUUCAGUUACUAGUGAAUGUUUUGCACUGAAAUUUUCCAAGUGAUUGCAAGAUUAUAAUAAAGUUUUUAUGUUUUCCUUUACAAAUACAGCUAAAUGAUUUUAUAUGCAACCAGUAAAAACUAUUUUGAAAUAUUCGCUUUUUUAUCUCAAUUGUUAUAAUUUCUAAUUACUGUGUAAGAAUGUUUUCAAGAUAAACAUCAAUUGUAAAUGUAUGCUUCCAUUCUUGAUCAUGUUGACGAUGAUUAUUUUCUAAAAAUAUAUAUUUUUUUUCCUUUUUAGUGAUAUCACUUGUAAUAAAGAAAGUGAGGAUAA
This is a messenger RNA of Orussus abietinus, 2532 nucleotides long. RefSeq names its product H/ACA ribonucleoprotein complex subunit 4 (gene Nop60B). Bases 94 to 1692 code for a protein of 532 amino acids. The record is from RefSeq and is a predicted model, not a curated record. Gene Ontology annotation, molecular function: pseudouridine synthase activity; RNA binding. The transcript has 8 exons. NCBI's taxonomy places the organism in Eukaryota, Metazoa, Arthropoda, Insecta, Hymenoptera, Orussidae. Gene Ontology annotation, cellular component: box H/ACA snoRNP complex. Gene Ontology annotation, biological process: rRNA pseudouridine synthesis; box H/ACA sno(s)RNA 3'-end processing; snRNA pseudouridine synthesis.